Molecule: messenger RNA, 4598 nt
Organism: Hypomesus transpacificus
Lineage: Eukaryota; Metazoa; Chordata; Actinopteri; Osmeriformes; Osmeridae
Gene: cnot6l
Product: CCR4-NOT transcription complex, subunit 6-like
Exons: 12
Coding region: 124-1758 (544 amino acids)
Biological process (GO): nuclear-transcribed mRNA poly(A) tail shortening
Cellular component (GO): nucleus; cytoplasm; CCR4-NOT complex
Molecular function (GO): poly(A)-specific ribonuclease activity; protein binding
Source: RefSeq, a predicted model, not a curated record
UUGUUCUUCCUUCAGUCUUGACUGAGCGUGGAGGACUUGGACGUCCGAGCGCGCUGCCUGCAUGUCUUUCUCCAUACCACCACCAACUCUACCCUGCCACCCCCCGCAUGCAUAUUAACAGAUAUGCCAAAGGAAAAAUAUGAUCCUCCAGAUCCUCGACGAUUAUAUACCAUCAUGUCAGCCGAGGACGCAGCCAAUGGGAAGAAGUCCCACUGGGCCGAGUUGGAGAUAUCUGGGCGGGUUAGGAUCCUGAGCAGCUCUCUGUGGACGCUCACUCACCUGACAGCACUGCACAUCAACGACAACAACCUCAGUCGUAUUCCAGCAGACAUCGCCAAGCUUCCCCGCCUGCUCUACCUGAACCUGUCCUCCAACAAGCUCCGCAGCCUGCCCGCCGAGCUGGGCAACAUGACGUCUCUCAGGGAAUUGCUUUUGAACAACAAUCUUUUAAGAGUUCUGCCUUACGAACUUGGGCGGCUGUUCCAGUUACAAACCUUGGGUCUGAAAGGUAACCCUUUGUCCCAAGACAUCCUCAACCUCUACCAGGAAGCAGAUGGAACCAGAAAGCUUUUGAACUACAUGCUUGACAAUCUAGCAGUGCACCCAGAGCAGCUUCCCCAAAGACCGUGGAUCACCUUGAAGGAGCGAGACCAAAUGAUCCCCUCAGCUGUGCUCACGGUCAUGUGCUACAACGUGCUCUGCGACAAGUACGCCACGCGGCAGCUGUAUGGGUACUGCCCCUCCUGGGCACUGAGUUGGGAGUACAGGAAGAAGGGCAUCAUGGAGGACAUUAAUACCUGCGACGCCGACAUCAUCAGCCUGCAGGAGGUGGAGACGGAGCAGUACUACACCCUCUUCCUGGCUACGCUGAAGGAGCGUGGCUACGACGGCUACUUCUGUCCCAAGUCCCGAGCCAAGCUAGUGUCAGAGCAGGAGAGGAAGCACGUGGACGGCUGUGCCGUGUUCUUCAAGACGGAAAAGUUCACUCUGGUGCAGAAACACACGGUAGAGUUCAACCAGGUUGCUAUGGCAAACUCGGAGGGGUCGGAGGUCAUGCUAAACAGGGUGAUGACGAAGGACAACAUAGGGGUUGCUGUCCUGCUGGAGGUCAACAAAGAAAUGUUCUCUGGAGGCCUGAAGCCUCUGCAGGAGAAGCAGCUCGUCCUAGUGGCUAACGCCCACAUGCACUGGGACCCAGAGUACUCAGACGUGAAGCUGAUCCAGACCAUGAUGUUCCUGUCUGAGCUGAAGAGCAUCGCCCAGAGGGCCUCAGGCUGCCAGGACACCCACGACUCCAUCUCCAUCCCCAUCGUCCUGUGUGCCGACCUCAACUCUCUCCCUGACUCUGGUGUGGUGGAGUACCUGAGCCGGGGAGGCGUGGCUGAAAACCACAAGGACUUGAAGGACCUGCGCUACAGCCAGUGUCUCAACAACUUCAGCUGCAACGGCAGGAGCAGCUCUGACGGCAGCAUCACACACAGCUUCCAGCUGAGGAGCGCCUACGAGGGCAGCCCCAUGCCCUACACCAACUACACCUACGACUUCAAGGGUGUGAUCGACUACAUCUUCUUCUCCAGGACACACAUGAGUGUGUUGGGGCUGCUGGGGCCCCUGGAGACCCAGUGGCUGAAGGACAACCACAUCACAGGCUGCCCCCACCCUCACAUCCCCUCGGACCACUUCUCCCUCUUGGCUCAGCUGGAGCUGCACCCUCCCCCACCCCCCCUCAACGGGCUGCACCUGGCCGCCCACAGGUAGCGCCCCCCCUCGACUGGCCCUCCUCGCACCUCGUCCACCUGCUCCAGUGCAGCCCAGAGGAACCUGUGUAGCUUCACUACAUAACUGUCAAACUCAGACUCAAUCCUCUCUCUCUCUCGCCGUUUCUCUCAAAGGAGUGAAGUAUUCACCUGACGAUGCUCCUUUUUUAACCUUCCUGCACCUGAGUGAAUGAUCCCUCCAGCAUCUCUGCUUCCUGCACCUGAGUGAAUGAUCCCUCCAGCAUCUCUGCUUUUGCCACAUAAAAGGCUUCAUACCAAAUGUGUGUGUGGGGGUUAGCUCAUUCUUAGGGUUGUGGUUCUGCUGCUUUACAUCAGGAAGCCCAGUGUUAGUUUUUUCCAGUGAGAUCUUAGGCUCUAGAUGUAGUCAUGGGAGAUGAGUAGGCCGGUCCUUACAGCACGCUGUAAAGGGAGGCCUUGUCUCAGCUCCUAGUCUCCUGAGAGAUGAGUAGGCCGGUCCUUACAGCACGCUGUAAAGGGAGGCCUUGUCUCAGCUCCUAGUCUCCUGAGAGAUGAGUAGGCCGGUCCUUACAGCACGCUGUAAAGGGAGGCCUUGUCUCAGCUCCUAGUCUCCUGAGAGAUGAACUUGAAGUCAGAUUGGUAGUUGCUUCAUGGCAGUUCUUCCAACAUGUUAGAUUUAUAGCACAUCAAACAUGACCCCCUGAAUGUUGAUUCUGUCUAAACAUACAACACAUUAUAUCAGGGAUUGCUGCUCCUAUAAGAGUCCGCUUUCGACACUACGCUUAGCAAGAGGGAAAUCUAAAUAUGAAACGUAUUGUAAAAUGUUAAAGCUUUUCAGAACCUGGGAUUUUCAGCAGGAUCCUGGCUGCUGUAUUAGAGCAGAGCGUGGUUCAGCUCCUGGCUGCUGUAGUAGGAAGUUAUGACAAUCAUAACUACACCUGGGUCCUUUAGACUGGGUCUACAAUGGUUAUUUCUCCAUUGGUAAAAUAAGGGGGAAGACAAAAGAGAAGUCUAGCCCGGUUCUUAAACCCUGCCGGUCCUGGAGAGGGUGACUGUCAUCAGAGCCCUCUGAGCUCACCUGCCCACUUUCAGACUGACAGCUGUUCUUCUUUCUAUUUUUCACCCCUAAAUUCCCCAAACACACCAAAUUGCCUAAAGCGUCUUCCAAAACUGUAACCCUUCCAAAAACGAAUCGUAUAAGCUUCGCCGUGUGAUAUAAUGUGAAUUUCUUAAUAUAUGAAAAUAUUUUCCCAUGUUGGGACAACAUAUACUUGUUGUUGGCCAGAUCCGUAUGGGUUUAAAAAACAAUCAUAAACGUAUUUAUGUGCACACUCACGUGCUGCAACGGAAGACAAAGUCAACUCAUUUAAAUUGUGUCAAAUGCAGUUUUAGGGUUCUAUGCAUUCUGAAUAACCUCUCAGCCCUUUUACUGACACAUAAUUUGGUCCUGAACAAACUAAAUAGCAAGAGAAAUUGUCGGUCUGAAAAAAGCUUUAGUAGUAGGAAGUAGAAGUGAGUUGUAAACAUCUGGAUGGACAAUGUGCGUCCUUGUCUACAUGACUACAUGGUUGUACCCAUCAGUCACAAGGUUCUGUCCAUAGUUAGUGCCUGGCUGGUAAGAAGCCGCCAUGAUCAAACCUACUGUUUCUUUUGUCAAGUAUUAAAAAAAAGCCAUAUAUUUUGGGGUUCAUAUGCAUAAAUGUUAAUUAUUUUAACACUAUGUCCAGUUUGAAGCUGCUGUUGACAUAACUUGCCUUGGCAUUGGAAAGGCUUGGCUUUCUUUUGCGUUAUGUGAUGCUAACCAACAUGUGUACGAACGUGCUUCUGACCAGCUGUGAGCAUUUCAGGGCCCAUACUUCAUUCUGUAGGCUGUUCUGUCUGUGGUGUUUGCACCCUUCUGCCUAGUGCACCACUGUUGUUUGUGAAAGCCCGCCCCCGUUUGUGAAAGCCCGCCCCCGUUUGUGAAAGCCCACCCCUGUUUGUGAAAGCCCACCCAAAUUUUACAAACGUUGAGAAAGCCGAUGACUCGGGGCAUUUUGGUCUAAUUGAAAGGCAGUACAAAACAGUAUUACCAGCUUUUGAAAAUAGAUAAAUGUUCUAGAUUUAAAAAGAAAUUGUCUAGUUUUUUCUCUCAGCAUUUGAAAGAUUUAAGUUUUAAAUAUUGAUUAAUUCCUAUUCUUAAAUAAUAUUCUUUUUGUCCCUCUUUCCAGCUGACUUUUCUGCUUCUGAGUUCGGAAUAAGGACUUCACCCUCUUACCUGUUACCCUUCCACCUCACAAACAUACUAUUUUACACUUACAUACCGCCAAUUAAAAACUACAAACAGUUCAUGAAACUCAACACUAAUUUAUGAUACAAAUUGAUCACAUUGUUUAUAUAGAGCACACCUCACAUUUUUAGGACGUGCCUAGUUUGUACUCUCUCAAACAGCAGCACUGCCGACAAGUCAAAGAAGUUCAAAAGAAUACAUCCAUCAUGCCAUCCAUCCUUCUUUUUUACAAAGAGAACAGCAGGAACAGAGUGGUGUUGAGAGGGCGGCUCUGUGGAAUCACCUAACUGUGGGUCCUGUUCUGUCCACACAGACAGUCUCUGUCUGCCUGUCAAAGGCUCAUCUAUUACUGGCUGUGACGACAGGUUUGUGCUGUCUAAGGUGUGCAGCUGCACUGAAGGAUAUUCAGCAGGUGGUUAGCUGCCAUGUAAGAGUUUUUGUAGCUCUACAGAUGUAACAGGCCUGAAAUUGUUACUCAAAAACAUGACUUUGCGUGUGAUUUGCGUAAUUAUGUAUGUUGGAGUGAUCAUGAGUGAUGGACAUUUGUGCAGUCGCAACCACCAGCACAACCCCCCACCCCAACCCCCCACCCG